Talaromyces rugulosus is the source of this 1038-nucleotide messenger RNA. RefSeq lists its product as uncharacterized. The record is from RefSeq and is a predicted model, not a curated record. Bases 1 to 1038 code for a protein of 345 amino acids. The transcript has a single exon. Gene Ontology annotation, molecular function: oxidoreductase activity, acting on the CH-OH group of donors, NAD or NADP as acceptor. Lineage: Eukaryota; Fungi; Ascomycota; Eurotiomycetes; Eurotiales; Trichocomaceae.
AUGUCACGCAUUCUCGUCACUGGAGGCACGGGCUUUCUCGGAGCUGCAGUUGUGGACGUCCUGUUGGCACGCGGCCACUCCGUUGUGACUACGGUUCGCAACGCCGAAAAGGCACAACAAAUGCGAGCUCAUUUCCCGUCCGACAAGUUAGAUUUUGUAAUUGUUGAGGAUAUUGCCAAACUCGAUGCCUUUGAUGAGGCUGUUGUUCAUGACCCGCCAUUUGAUGCUGUUAUCCAUACCGCCAGCCCUUUCCACUACAACAUUCAAGACAUCCGGAAGGAUAUGAUCGACCCCGCAGUGAAUGGCACAGUGGGAAUUCUACAGUCGAUAAAAAAGAACGCCCCUACCGUCAAACGUGCAGUUAUUACUUCCUCUUUUGCCGCUCUGUUCCAGGCCGAUAAACCACGAGGAUCGAAAUAUUCAGAGAGGGACUGGAAUCCCGUCACUUUGGACACCGUGAGUGAUCCUGUGAACUCAGGCGGCCAAGCUGGAUACAGGACUAGCAAAGCACUUGCUGAAAAGGCAGCUUGGGAGUUUAUGGAGAAAGAAAAGCCCGGGUUCACACUUACCGCACUGAACCCAUCGCUGAUCUUCGGACCGGUUUUGCCGUGGCUUCAUUCAGUCAAUGCCAUCAAUACAUCGAAUGAGCGAUUCUGGAAAUUCAUUUCCGGCGCAGAAAAAUUAAAAUGCUCUCCUACAGGCAGUCUAUUUUGGGUUGACGUGCGCGAUGCUGCCUUGGCGCAUGCCCUCGCUGCUGAGAAACCGGAGGUUGCUGGGAAACGGUUCUUUCUGACCGCUGGAAACUUUUGCAAUCGUGAACUGGUAGAGAUUAUCGGCGACGCCUUUCCAGAACUUCGAGAUGGCCUACCCAGCGGUGAUGAGGCCCUUAAAGACGGGUCGUAUCCUCCAGGAGGUCCCGCGCACGGAUACGACAAUUCUGCUUCAAGAAAGGAGCUCGGUCUAGAAUAUCGGAGUCUAAAAGAGAGUACGAUAGAUACUGUAAAGAGUAUACAGGCGUUGCAAAACCGGGUACAAUGA